Molecule: messenger RNA, 2643 nt
Organism: Schistosoma margrebowiei
Lineage: Eukaryota; Metazoa; Platyhelminthes; Trematoda; Strigeidida; Schistosomatidae
Source: the annotation of a GenBank genome assembly
CAACGAGAUUGUACAUCGAGCAUUUUGAAGGAGGGUAGUUAGACGAAUCUCUAAUCAGCUGGUCUAUGUUGCCGGAGUUUACUGGAGUUGCAUAGUCUGCAAAAUGGGGGAUGAAUCUAUUGAAUGCCUGUCCAACGACUCUGGGGAUUCAUGGGAUAUCCUGAGUAAUUCUGAAUCUGAAAUGGAGCGCGAUCCUUCAAGUCAACCGCAAUCAAACUGUCUUAUCGUCUGUGCCAAUUGUGGCGAUUUAUUGUCUGAUGAGUUCCUGCAGUGCUUAUUGUGUAAAAAUUGCUACGUUUGUAUCAAGUGUAAAGCAAAAUCUCCUUUAGCUACAAAGUGCACAGAAGUUGGGGAACAUUCAUUUAUACCAACACUCAGGUUGUUAACAUCUAAAGAUGUAUCUAAUUUAGAAAACUGUGAAUCAGAUAUUCUUAGUUUACCGGAAACCGAUAGCACUCCAUCAGUUCAUGAAGAUUUCACUGAUAUAGACAACUGGAUGAAAAGCAGUUCAAAUACACAGUCACUUACAUUAUCAGAUUUCAACUCCACUAAAGAAUAUGUCGAAGUUGAGGCCGUUCCAUCUAGUCCUACUACUGAUGAACAUCAAGAUAAGAAAUGUACAAAUAAACUAUCACAAGGUGACAGUUCAAUUUUAAAUGUUUUAUUACAAUUUUUACGAAAUAACAAUCAAUCGACAAUAGAACCGAGUUUAUUCGACUCAAAAUUGUUACUGGCAUCAAAUUUAGAGUCAUCUUUUCCAAAAACAUUUCAUCCACAUCACACAACUGUUCAGAAUGUUUUACUAAAUAUGGAUGAUAGUUCAGCUUUUCAAUCAUGGUUCAAUUUGGGUAGUUCACUGGGGAAUACACGUCGUAAACAAGAAAGUUUAUCUUCUAAUUCUUCAUCAUCAUCAUUAUCAUCUGAACUUAGUCCUGAAAAUAUAUCACAACAUUAUGAUUCCUUUCCGUCAAUAACAACAUCACUUGUUGGUGUAACAAGUGGUCGCUUCACAGUUUCAUCAUCAUCACCACCAUUAACAGCAACAAAAAUACCAACGGCGUUGAAAAGAGAAUCACUCGUUGGAUCAUCUGGUGAUAAUAGCCCAAAUCGUUCAAGUUCCUCUUCAGACUUCUCACCUCAAUCAUCAAUCUGUUCACUUUCAUCUUCACCAUUAGGAGCUGCUACUCAAUUCUUGAAAUCGGUUGUUAAAUAUUCUGCUGCCGCGUUGAACAAUUUCGAUUUAUUGUCAUUAGAUCAAACAGAUGAUAUACCUGUGGAUAAUUGGUCUAAACCUUUUACUUCUACUACUACCACUAAUAAUAAUAAUAAUAAUAAUAAUAAACACAAUAUCCUAUGUAAUAAUUCAUCAGGUAAACAAAACUCCUCAUUAUCACUGUCAUCAUCAGUAUCAUUAACACCAAGCUAUUUUCCUAAAUCUGUUAAUAUUAAUAAUAAUUGUAAUAUCAAUCAUACUAUUGGUAUAAAUACUGCUGUCAACUCCAUAGAUAACAAUAAUAAACGAACUGUCUGGGAUAAUGAACGUUUACGUGAAGUCAUUAACCCUAAACCAUUACCAUCUACUAUAACUGAAACAUUUGCAUAUAAUUUACGCUAAAUUCGGUUUGUUUUUUUAUGAGAGAGAGAAAAACAACAACAACAACAGAAUUAUUAUUUAUUUGUUUAUUUAUUUCCUCUUUUCUGUUUAUUAUUUAAACAAAAAUACACAUUUAAAUACAUAUAUACAUCUAUGCCUACUUAUAAUAAAUUCAGUGAACAUUGAUUUAUUUACUUACGCUUGUUACCCCCUCGUGGAGGAGGAGGAGAAGGAGCAUAGGCCGCUCAUUCAACUCUAAACAUUGAUAGGCUUGCAUGAAUUUGUUUGUUUACUUUACAUUAAAAUAACUAUUCAAUUUAAAUUUUAAUAUACAUUUAAACAUUCAUAGAUACGUAAUGUAUUUAGGUGUUACAUGUUAUCCAUAUGGUUGGGUUUAUUUCUUGUAAUAUGCAACUAAUCAUUAUAUGGUUUAUAAAUUCAGCUGUUUGUUACGUAAUAUUCAUCAUCAUGAUGAUGAUAUGUUUAUAGGACAUUUAUAAAUGUUUAUUCCUGUGUACAUUUACUAUAAAAUGUAUCAUAUAAAAUUUCUUUUAUGUUGUUACCAUGAAAAGAAUCAAUAUAUAAAAGGAGAUUGUUGCCAAGCUCUGGUUAUUACAUAAUAAUAAUUAUUAUUGUCAUCAAUCAAUAUUUUUCCUAAACUUUAUUUCAUAUUCAUUCAAAAUAACUUUUAAUUAAAUUCAUUUGUUAUUGUAAAAAUUAUUAAUCAUUAACAUGAAUAAGAUUCAAACUUUUUUUUGUUUUGUUUUGGUUUUUAUUCUUUAAAAUAUUUUAUGUCAUAAACUUGAUGAGUAUUGUCCAAGACUUUGUUUAUUUGUUUGUUUGUUUUCAAAGGAAAAAAAGAAGAAUAUUUCCAUUGUAAAUUAUUCCUUCAUGUUGAUUUAAAUCAAGUUUUUGAAAUGGUUGUUUUCUUUUUUUUUGUGAUAAAUUAUUAUUCAUUUUAUAUAUUGUUACAUCCUUGAUAAUGUUUACUCGAUAAUAUACAAGAGAAAACUUGUUUUGAUUUAAUUAAAUGAAAACCUUGAUACUAU